CUCAAUGGAAAAUUGUCUCAACUAUUUCACCACCCGCCCGAAAUAUUUUUACAUUGUGAAUGCAAAUGGCUGCAAGAAAAAAUUUACCCUAAGUGAAUAUUUAAUACGUUUUUAGUUGAACGUAACUUUUCCAAAAAGAAUACAAAGAUAUUCGAAAAUUUGCUGUAAUCAUCUACCUAAAUGCCCAGUGUCAAAGAUGAGUCUGACGGUGAUGGGGAAGAAAUGUCACACGACAGUAACGACAGUAAUCAAAGUUCUGCGUCCUGCGACAGCAGUGUCGAACACAGCGAUAGCGAUGAUUCAUCCGAAAUGGAUGAAGAUGAAUGCGAAAGACGAAGAACUGAGUGUAUGGAGAACCUAGUUGAUCUUGAACGACAGUUUACGCUGCUCAAAGAACAAUAUGCCCAUAGAUUGUACCGCGAGCGGAUUACCCAAGUUGACACAAAGCUUGGGGAGGUGAAGAUCGGAAAGUCCGAGGAGUAUCUUGUGCCGUUGGAACGGCUGAAGGAGAACAUGAAGACAAAAACCGAGGUAGCCGGUAUCUUGAAACAGUACAGAUUGCAGAAUAUCCACAACAAAUACCUCGCCGAAGAACAAGCAGCUCUACAAAAUUUUCAAAGUGAAAAGGAGCUUAUAUGGGACUAUUUCCACAGCGAGUUGCAAGAGAAGAUUCGUAGGUUAGAAGAGGAUAGAAAUAACGUGGACAUCCAUGCAGAUUUGUGGCUAAAUUCCAGCGGCAGAAGACGCAGGGGACACACGGAGCGAAGAAGAGCUGUGUCGGUAGCUGGGCCUUACAUCGUGUACAUGUUGAACGACGCAGACAUUCUGGAGGAUUGGGCAGUAAUAAAAAAAAGUUUAGGAAGUCGAAAGUCUGAAAUACUCUAGUGCUCUACGUUAUUUCAUCUAUCACUACCUGCUGAGUUAUCGGUGAUUAGAAAUGGUGGCCUUAGAAAUCAAAGAAGGGUUCGACUCUAGUGUGGCCACGUCAAGCCAGGUGAUUACUACUGACUCAAAAACUCUGCCAUAUCCUGAGGGAACACCCCGACGCCUUUUGAGUAACCAGGUGAAUGCAGCGCUUAAAGACAAAACAAAGGCUAGUUAACAAAAACUCACGUUGCUUCAUGUGUGCCUCGUGAACAAGCUAAUCGGUGCAAUUCGUGUAUUUUGUUAAUUGUGUGAAAAAUGUGCGAUAAAAGUUAAAAAAAAAAUAAUUAAAAAUAAAAAAAGAUUGAAAAAAAAACGAAGUAGAAGGAGAUCGAAAGUGAAAUCCUCUUUGCAUGGGACAUUUUUCGAUAAAAUGAGGUGUUAAAAUAUGGCUUUUCUUUUGUAAUGUAUAACAGUGACGAAUAAAAACAAGUCAACU
Athalia rosae (coleseed sawfly) is the source of this 1363-nucleotide messenger RNA. It is a transcript of the gene Brms1, whose product is annotated as breast cancer metastasis-suppressor 1-like protein. The record is from RefSeq and is a predicted model, not a curated record. Gene Ontology annotation, molecular function: histone deacetylase binding. Bases 181 to 885 code for a protein of 234 amino acids. The transcript has 3 exons. Lineage: Eukaryota; Metazoa; Arthropoda; Insecta; Hymenoptera; Athaliidae. Gene Ontology annotation, biological process: negative regulation of transcription by RNA polymerase II. Gene Ontology annotation, cellular component: Sin3-type complex.